Messenger RNA from Cutaneotrichosporon oleaginosum, 2001 nucleotides. RefSeq lists its product as uncharacterized. Gene Ontology annotation, cellular component: membrane. Gene Ontology annotation, biological process: iron ion transport; intracellular manganese ion homeostasis. Lineage: Eukaryota; Fungi; Basidiomycota; Tremellomycetes; Trichosporonales; Trichosporonaceae. The record is from RefSeq and is a predicted model, not a curated record. Gene Ontology annotation, molecular function: manganese ion transmembrane transporter activity; cadmium ion transmembrane transporter activity.
GUCCUCUUGAGCUCAUCGACACCGCAGCAUUUUCCUCUCUCUCGUCCACAUACAUCGCCGACGCUCGACACCGCACCGCCCACAUCAGCCCUCGGCCAUGUUCUUGUCCCGGCUCAAAACGGCCAAGCGCGUGCUUACGCGCCAUGCCGCGUUCAUCGGUCCCGGCCUCGUCGCGGCUGUCGCGUACGUCGACCCCGGAAACUGGGCGACCGAUCUUGAAGCCGGCGCCCGGUGGGGAUACAAACUCCUCUUCAUCGUAUUCGUCGCAGGCCUCGCCGCCGUCUGUCUCCAGGUCAUGAGCGUCCGCCUCGGCGCAGUCACGUCCAAGAGUCUGCCGCGCAACACCCGCGAGCUCAUCCUCGGCUGGGAGGCGCGCUGGCCCCAGUACCGCCGCUGGUGGCGCACCCUGCUGUAUUCGCUCUGGGUCAUCGCUGAGAUCGCAAUCAUCGCUACGGAUUUGGCAGAGCUCAUUGGUUCCGCGAUUGCGCUCAACCUCCUCUUCCCCAAGCUUCCCCUCUGGGCCGGUGUCCUCAUCACCGCCGUCGAUGUCAUGAUCGUCCUCAUCUUCUUCCGCUCCGACUCGGGGCGCCAGGGCAUGCUGCUCUUCGAGAUCGUGAUCGUCGCACUGGUCCUCGCCGUCUUCGUCAGCUUCAUGAUCCUCCUCGACAUGAUCAAGCCCGUCUGGCGCGACGUCUUCUACGGCCUAGUUCCGUCCAAGACGCUCUUUGCGCCCGGCGCGCUCUACGUCGGUAUCGGCAUCAUCGGCGCGACGGUCAUGCCUCACGCAUUGUUCCUUGGAUCCGCGCUCGCCGGCGUCGACCGUCUCAACAUGCUCCCGCGCCCUCCGAAGCGGCGCCGCGAGCGGACCAACAACCGUCUUCCUGCACUCAAUCCUGCCGCCGCGAUCCGCCGCCGCCUCCGCCCGCAGCGGCAGGAGACCGACCCCGAAAUUCCCCUCGAGAAUGUCGAGGGGCGCGAGCACGGGUCUUCCACUGCGCACGACUCCGCUCCACCCCCGCAGCUCCCCCUCGUCAAGACCUCGGACAAGGACGACGAGUACGAGUCCAAGAUGCAGGAGUACGAGAAGGCGAUCCGCAAGUUCGACCGCAUCCGCUGGGUCAACCUGCACGUGUGGCAUGCCAGUGUUGACACGGCCUACUCCCUCCUCGGCUUUGCGCUUACGAUCAACUCGUCUAUUCUCACAUUGGCCGGCGCGACCUUCUUCUACGGCGAGACUGGGGCGAGCGCCGACGACGCCGACCUCAGCGGCGCACACAAGCUCGUGUCCGAGUACGUCGGCAAGGCUGCCGGCAUCAUCUUUGCGCUCGCCCUGCUGUGCGCGGGCCAGAGCGCGAGUAUCACGGCCACGCUGGCCGGCCAGAUCGUCUCCGAAGGCUUUCUGGAGUGGAAGACGAGCCCGAUGGUGCGCCGCCUCAUCACGCGUCUCAUCGGUGUCGUUCCCGCCGCGAUCGUUGCCUCCGCCGUCGGCAACAAAGGCUUGAACACGAUGCUCGUCGCGUCCCAGGUCAUCCUCUGCAUCGUGCUGCCGACAGUCACGAUUCCGCUCGUGUACAUGUGUUCGCGGAAGGACAUCAUGGUGGUCGAAGGCCCGAUUGAAGAGGAGGCGCCGCGGACCGAGUCGCGCGAGGAGCGCGGCAAGACGGACGCCGACGAGGUCGAGGAGCUCGACAUUGCCGACAGCGCGGGGCCGUGCCCGCGCCCCGUGUCCCCCUCGUCGCUCCUGCCGCGCCACUCGGCGCCGCCGACGCGCGUGCCCUCCCCCGACGUCGUCGCGGACGAGGAGCCCGCGCCCGGCCGCCGCCGCAAGUACUUCACCUCGCCCAAGUGGUACUCGGGCCUCGGGUGGCUGCUGAACCUCGUGCUCGUGCUCGCGAACGGCUACGUCAUCGUCACCCUCGCCAUGGGCCAGUCGUAGACGCUGCCAGCCCUCAUGUAUCGCCUGAACCCGCUGAUAUCUAUGCAUGUAUCCGAUACCCAUAC